This is a messenger RNA of Mycotypha africana, 1685 nucleotides long. RefSeq lists its product as uncharacterized. Bases 102 to 1664 code for a protein of 520 amino acids. NCBI's taxonomy places the organism in Eukaryota, Fungi, Mucoromycota, Mucoromycetes, Mucorales, Mycotyphaceae. The transcript has 4 exons. The record is from RefSeq and is a predicted model, not a curated record.
CAGUGCGGCUGAAUACAAUAUAAUACUCAUUUCUUUAAAAAAUCAUUCGGUAUUCAGGAGACACUAUCAGUUUAGAAUGCAAUAUAUUCAAUUUUCCCGCAAUGGACAAGCCCAAGGCUGUAAAGUUUUCCCUUAUUCGACUAGUUCAUAAAACGAACUCUGGAAAGCUUUUAGAAAAGAAGACACUGUCAUUCAAAGCGUUAGAUAUAGUAAUCAACUCUAACACCUCAACAGCAUCAAGCCAGCAGGCAGCAAUUAUCGAAUUGAGCGUGCCCUCAAACACUCCGCCAAGUAUUUUUCCAGACUCAGGGCAAAAAAUUAGCAUUUCUUACGUAAUACAAGCAGAACUUACGAUGAAAGGUGUCAAAUCAGCUAUCAAAUUGAAACCUGCUUACAUGCAAGAAAUAUCUAUAGUCAUUGGCACUUUUCGGAAAGGUGAACCACGUGAAAAUCAAUUUAACAGCAUCGAAGGAAGUGUGGUGAAUGUAAAUUCGACUUUAGGCUAUGAAACUUAUAGCUCACCUUUUCAAGCUGUGACACUCGACAAUGAUAAUUCCAAUAUCAGUAAAACAUUUCCUACUAAACUAUAUCGACAAAAUACAGCAGGAUUUGAUUUGAGAGAAGGCUCUAUAACUAGCACUUCUACUUCCUCCGCUAGAAUUAGAAAGCACAGAAGUCAGCAAAAUUAUUAUACUACAAUAUCAUCAAUACCUACUGCUGAUUCAAUCACCCCUCUAACCAGAUUAAGUACAGCAAUCACAACUACUAUUAGCAAUAAUAACAAUGAUAUUAAUCUAGCCAAGAAGAAAUACUUCACAGUAAAUAAUACAACCGCAAAUGGGAGACUAUCGGGUAUUCCCCCAUUAAAGGAUAGCUCCACUACUACCACUUCGUCCUCGUUCUCAUCAUUUACGUUACCAAUGACGCCAAUCUCUACAUACCAUAUGGAUAUGAAUGACUAUUUACCUUCUUGUUUAUCAAGUGUAAAUACUCUUGCCAGCACCUCUCCGAAAAGAAGCACUGUAAUAGACUACUACAUUAACAAUACAUAUUCUUCUUCACCCUUACAUCAGCAACCAAUAACUCCUUUGGAAUCUUCCGUCUCGACUUCUUCUUAUGCAGAUCGAUCACUGACGCCUUUACCUGCGUUGACAACUAUUAAAAAUAGUAAAAGUCAUACUCAAAAACGUCAAGGGUCGAAAAACUUUACUUCUUCAAAACCAGCAACAGAAGCACUUGCUGGCUACUACAAAGACACUAAAAAGGAGAAGGAGUUGCCCUUACUAAAAAAGCAUCCGGAACAUGUUCAGCAGCAAGGUUUGAAAGUAUCUUCAGCGUCUAUCAUUUUAUCGUCGCCAAACGAAAUUGGGCCUGAUGAUGUUAUGGUUUCUAGCGAUAAAGAAAAUACCAGUAUGAAGGAUACCGAGAAUAAAAUUGCUGCUUCUAUGGUUACUGAAAUAGCCGAACAUCAUACCGAAAUAGGAGAAAAGUAUUCAAGGAACAUUGAUAAAACUCUGCCAACACUAAAACUCGAUCAAGAGAAAACAUUAGCCAUUACGGAUUCUGGUCAGCUACGACAGCAUAAGGGGAACUGCGAUGAAGCCUUUUGUAAUGAUAAUAACCUUUUGAACAGGAAAUGGAAUGCACACAGUAACAUUUUUUAAAGCAAUAAUAAAACAAGAGAC